Molecule: messenger RNA, 2000 nt
Organism: Drosophila ficusphila
Lineage: Eukaryota; Metazoa; Arthropoda; Insecta; Diptera; Drosophilidae
Product: xylulose kinase
Exons: 6
Coding region: 155-1807 (550 amino acids)
Biological process (GO): xylulose metabolic process; D-xylose metabolic process
Cellular component (GO): cytosol
Molecular function (GO): D-xylulokinase activity
Source: RefSeq, a predicted model, not a curated record
CACACUAGCACUCAAACAUUUCGAUAACGUCAACAAAACGAAAGCAAAAUCCCUCUGUGUUCCGGCUAUUUAACCAGUGGAAUCGGGACCACCCGCCACAUGAGGGAGCGUCAGUCGAUUUAGGGCAUCCAACAAAUCCGUAAGCAGUGCUAAAAUGGGUCCGCAGAAGUUGAAACGAACCUUCCUCGGCUUCGAUUUGAGCACUCAAAAGCUUAAAGCUAUCCUGCUCAGUUCCACUUUGGAAGUCAUAGCCGCGGCGGAAGUGAAAUUCGACACAGACUUGCCAGAGUUUCGGACCACGGGCGGUGCCAAUGCCGGAUCCUUGAAAAAUGAAUACUUUGUCCAGCCCGUGAUGUGGGUGAAGGCGAUGGACAUUGUCCUGGAUCGUUUGGUAAUGCAGCAGGCUGAUCUUAGUACAGUGGCGGCCAUCGGUGGCUCCGGACAGCAGCACGGGUCGCUUUACUGGUCGAAGCACGGCAUCAAAACGCUGAAGAACCUCGACUCCGACAAGUUCCUUCACGCACAAAUCGAUGACUCCUCCUUCGCGGUGAACCGUACGCCCAUUUGGAUGGACGCCACAACCACAAAGCAGUGCCUUGAAAUGGAGAUGGCUUUGGGAGGCCAGCAAAGAAUGCUCGAGUUGACUGGCUCCAAGUGCUACGAACGCUUUACGGGACCCCAGAUCAGGAAGAUCUAUCAGUUGCGCUGUCACGCCUACGACGAGACCCAACGAAUCUCAUUGGUAAGCAGCUUCAUAUCUUCGCUAUUCCUGGGCUCGGUGGCGCCCAUCGACUUCAGCGAUGGCUCCGGUAUGAAUCUGCUCGACAUUCGCAAGAAGACUUGGUGCAAGGAGUGCCUGAAUGUCUGUGCACCCGAUCUGGACGAGCGCCUGGGAGUUCCAGUCAGUCCAAAUACGGUCUUAGGCAACGUCUCGAAAUACUUUGUAAACCGCUUUAGCUUCUCGCCCGACUGCAAAGUGAUUGCCAGCACUGGAGACAAUCCAUCGGCGCUGGCAGGAAUGCUGGUGUGCUGUAACUGGAUGAACAUCUCCCUUGGUACCAGCGACACUCUUAUGAUGAGCUUGAAGAAUCCACUUAACUGGGAGGAGGGUCAUAUCCUGUGUCAUCCAACCGAUACAGACGAGUACAUGGGACUUUUAUGUUUUAAAAAUGCUUCCUUGGUGCGCGAGGCAAUGAACAAGACGAUGGCCGGCGGCAACUGGGAUAAGUUCAACGAGUAUCUCGACUCCACACCUCGCGGAAACUUCGGAAACAUGGCCGUCCACUUUAACGACCUGGAGAUUAUCCCCAAGGCUCAGGGCAUUCUCCGUUGGAGCAAGGAAAUCAAACCUGAUUCCCCGGAGGCAGCUAAGGGAGUUGUCAAAUUCAGUUCGCCCCAAAUUGAAAUUCGUGCCUUAGUUGAAGGUCAGAUGCUGCAUCACCGAGCAGUGGCGGAAGACCUGGGCUAUCGAUUUGGGCCAGAGACUAAAAUCCUUGUCACAGGAGGAGCAUCUGUUAACAAGUCGAUCCUGCAGACAAUCGCCGAUGUGUUCAACUCCCCAGUCCAUAUCCAGGACGAAGGUCAUGAGGGUGCCCUUAUAGGAGCGGCAUACAGAGCCGCCUAUGCACUCUAUACUCAGGAGCUGGAUAAAAAAUCGACCCCACUCAGUUACCGAGAUUACAUCCUUAGUCUUACGCCCAACAAGCUGCACCUUGUCUGCGAGCCACACAAGGACAGCGAAGAAAUCUACGCCCCAAUGAGGAUUCGAUAUCGCGAAAUGGCGCGCGUCCUGACCAGUGAACAAUAGACUUACUGAUUACCCAACGCAACAUUCCGUUUUAUACUCCGUGAUUUCCCCUACUCACCUUCCAAAUCCUGUUUGUACGUCGCCUAAAAUUAACAGAACUAAAGUGCAAUUAACAAAUUCUGUGAUUGACAAUUUAUUACAAAUUUAUGCGAAACCAUAUACAAAUAAAUUUCUACAUAUGGAGCAUUCCUAA